CACUCGUUUUUAUAUUCCUUUUCUCUUCUGUUUUCAUUUCACCAUUCUUCUUUCUUCGAUUUCUCCAGAAUACCAACGAGAAUCGGUUCUUCUCUGUUUCAAUUCUCCACUCUCUUCACUUUCAUCAUUCAUCAACUCCUCUGCAUCAUUCAUAAGAAGAAAAAAACAUAGUUUCAGAUUAUUCUAGUUUUUCAUCCUUUUCCUGUUCAAGAUUUUGCUGUAAAUUCUGAAACUCACAGUUUCAGCCACAUUUGAGUUUAAAGAUCUGUGCUUUGAUCCCAGGAAGGUUCAGCUUUUGAAGGGGUUGGUGUUAUUUUCCUCAUAAGCCAUUGAUUAGUUCAGGCCUCUUCUUGUUGUGGAAUGGUCAGAGAUUUCUGAGACUUGUUCUUACAGGUUUUUGGUGAAUUGAGUCAGUGUGGUUUCUGUCAUGGGUGGUUGAGAAUCUGAGUUGUCUGAGAUCUAGCUAUCUCUUUUCUUCUGUUCCUCACACACCCUUUUGUUGCAUAGUGGUGAAAGUGAAAGAGUGAGAGAAGAUGAUGAAGAUGAAGAAUCAUUAUAGUAGUAAUAACCAAAAGACAAAUGGUCUUGCUUCCAUCAUGAAAGGAGUUUCAGAUGGUGGCAGAGUUGAGUCUGGGUCAAAGGAAUGGGAGAUGAGACCAGGUGGAAUGCUGGUGCAGAUGAGAACCACCGAGUCGGAUCGGAACUCAGUGCUUGUUCCCACCAUUAGAGUUAGGGUCAAGUACGGUUCAAUUUACCAUGAAGUCAACAUUAGUUCUCAAGCUACAUUUGGGGAGUUGAAGAAGAUGCUAUCAGGGAUAACUGGGUUACACCAUGAAGACCAAAAGCUGUUUUACAAAGACAAGGAGAGGGAUUCAAAGGCUUUUCUUGACAUGGUUGGGGUGAAGGAUAAAUCCAAGAUAGUGCUUGUUGAAGACCCUAUUAGUCAAGAGAAGAGGUUGUUAGAGAGAAGGAAGAAUGCUAAGAUGGAGAAAGCUGCAAAAUCAAUCUCAGAAAUCAGCUUGGAAGUAGAUAGGCUUGCAGGGAGGGUAUCAGCCUUUGAGUCAAUUAUUAACAAAGGUGGAAGGUUUGCAGAAACAGAUGUGCUUAAUCUGAUUGAGUUAUUGAUGAAUCAAUUGCUUAAACUGGAUGGUAUAAUGGCUGAAGGGGAUGUGAAAUUACAGAGGAAAAUACAGGUAAAAAGAGUUCAAAAGUAUGUUGAAACUCUGGAUUUGCUGAAGGUUAAGAAUUCCUUGCCUGGUAGCAAUGGAGACCAUGCACCAGUGCAGCCUCAACAGAAGCAUUCAAAUGGCCAAAGGCUGGGACCAGUUAUAGAGCAACAACAAAAGCACUCAAAUGGACAUAACAGAUUAGCAUUAGCACCAAUUCAGGAGCAGCAGCAACAACAACAACAACCAAGGAACUCAAAUGAAAAUUUCCUUGAACUUUACCAUGAAGAACAACAUCAACCCUCAAGGAAUUCCACCUCAGGAGUUGUAGUUACCACAAAUUGGGAAUUGUUUGAUUUUGCCCCACCAUUAAUCCCUGUUGCAUCCACAUCCCCUCCCCCACCACCCCCAGUGGCCAAUAGUUCAGGUCCUCCCAAGUUCAAUUGGGAACUCUUCAACUAACUAUCAUACCAUGUGCUUUCACUUGUGUGGAUGUGAUUUGGGUUUGUCUUUCACUUUGAGUGUCAUGUGUUUUACAUUCUUUUCUGUAUUUAGAUUUGUUUGCAACCCCUUAUAAUCUGUCACUUAUACUUCAAAAAUAAUGGGGUUGCUGUCACAGUGAUCAUCAUAGAAAAAAGUUACAUUUCUGUGAUUUUGGUGUCCACUGAAUUCACUUACCAAAUCAUGAGCCUAUUUUUGAUGGAUAUCUACAAUAUUAUUAUAUAAGCACUUGUAAACUAUGUUAUUGGAAGCAUUGUGUUUUAACCUAUGUUUGAGUGUCUAAAAUCCCAUUUAAAGAA
Molecule: messenger RNA, 1966 nt
Organism: Vigna unguiculata (cowpea)
Lineage: Eukaryota; Viridiplantae; Streptophyta; Magnoliopsida; Fabales; Fabaceae
Product: BAG family molecular chaperone regulator 2-like
Biological process (GO): protein stabilization
Cellular component (GO): cytoplasm
Molecular function (GO): protein-folding chaperone binding; adenyl-nucleotide exchange factor activity
Source: RefSeq, a predicted model, not a curated record